This is a messenger RNA of Camponotus floridanus (Florida carpenter ant), 8945 nucleotides long. RefSeq lists its product as uncharacterized. Gene Ontology annotation, biological process: proteolysis. Gene Ontology annotation, molecular function: serine-type endopeptidase activity; protein binding. Bases 372 to 8141 code for a protein of 2589 amino acids. Gene Ontology annotation, cellular component: membrane. The record is from RefSeq and is a predicted model, not a curated record. NCBI's taxonomy places the organism in Eukaryota, Metazoa, Arthropoda, Insecta, Hymenoptera, Formicidae. The transcript is spliced from 11 exons.
GCCGGAGUGCGGAGACCCAAAGUCCGUUUCUAUCGUAAGGGAAGGACGUGCUGGUCUUACCAGCGUCUUUGAGUUAUACGUAAUUUUUCGCCCUUUCUUUUUAUAGGCCGGUCUUUCUCGUGAGUUCUCGUUCCAAUUUUUCACUUUUUGUUUUCUUUUCGUCACAGUUUGAUCGCGAGUGAAACGUGUGGAAAUUUUGAAAUUUCGACAAACGCAUAAAUUACCAGUGACGAGAGAGAUUACUCGUAUUUACCGGUAUAUACUGUGCCAUGGGGAUUUAGGAGCGGUCAGGAAACGAGACGCAUGACAGACGAUAUCAGGUGAACGUUAUUAGGUGAGAGUUCAGUAGCUUUUGGCGACACGAUCGAGAGAUGUCGGAUGCCGCUGGCACGGACAAUCCGGCGUUCGCCAGCGAGGACGAAUGCGGUUCCAAGGCGGAGAACGGCGGUCAACAGCGAGAAGUGACCUUGGAUCAGGAUCGCAAGUCCUCCCCGGCGGAUUGCGCGCCGCUAGAAAAUGGCCAGCGAUCCUUCAUCUCUCAGCAUUACGUUGAGCCUAUCAAAGCGAACUCGGAGCCCUGUUUUAAAACGGAAACGAGGAUCGAGUUGCCGGCCGAGAAUACGGACAAGAACGUGUCGGAGCCCAAGCUCAAUGGCGUCCACGGAAACGGAAAUAACAACGACGCCAGUUUCCUCAACAAUAGCACUACGAGCGUGCAAGUCAACGAAUCUGGAAAGAAGGAACAGAUCGAAGCCGUAAACCUGGAACUGGUCUCGAUGAGGCCAUACACGGGUAACAAUAUUCAAACGAAAGGUCAGGAAGCUUGCGAGGUGCCAGCUGAUCCUUAUGAGGAAUACUUCGUGCCGGUUAACGAGCAUCGAAAGUACAUAAGCAGGGGUCCCGAGGCCGAGGUUGAAACGACCGUGGCUGGAGUGCGUUUUGAUUUGGGCCCGGGUGUCGGCCGCGAGGGACUCAGCCUGAGAGACCCUGCCGCCGGACUGGUCGACUAUUCCCACUGGCUGACAGCCCUCAGAGGUGAAAAGCUUUACGUCACGAAAGACAAAAGGUCCAAAAAUUCGUACUGGAAACAAUUACUCUGCGGAUUCACAAUAUUGGGAGUGGUGAUCGCCAUGAUUAUCAUUGUUUUGGCUGCAACUGGUGUAAUCUUUACACAAGAUCCUACGGAAAAUGUAGAAGAAAGCACUCGUCAAUUUGACAUAAAUAUAGCUGAAAAUAAAGAAUAUGUAAAAGAUCCGCCAUUAAGUCCACCACCUUUAACCUCGACUUUUCCACCAUGGCCUACGACUGACGAAACGCUGUAUCAAAUUAUACCGGAUGCUUUAAAUGGAAUCCUGCGAUUGGACGAUUUCAAUUGGAGUGAUGAUUUGAGCGAUCCCAAAUCACGAGUGUAUCGUGAAACAACUGCUGAGAUAGAAGAGCAUCUAGGAAACAUUCUUCACCGGGAGAACAGCAAGUCCAUAAUCAAAGUGUAUAAUAUCAGUAAUGAAGGUGAAAUAAAAUUCAGAAUAAGUCAUCCACCUAUGGAUACUCCUGCGGAGAAUCAAGAAUAUAUCGAAAAGGCACUACGAAAAAACAGUAAUAUGAUUGGACAGUAUCAUUUGAGCAGACUUCAAGUAGUAAGGCUUAUUGAUCAGUGUGAACACGGCAAUCUCCAGUGCGUCGAAAGUUGUAAAUAUGACUAUUCCAAAGGUAUAUUCAUGUGUACCUGCAGUCCAGAAAAGAUGCUGGAUCAGGAUGGUAAAUCUUGUGUCGAUAACGACUUGAGUAAUGUCGAAAUGGACGAUAUAAUACCGCAAUCCAGCACAGAGUCAAUUCAUGAUUUUGUUCAAGGUAGAAGCAGAGAUCCAAAUACGGCAGAAUUCGAAAUCAGACAUUCCAAUACGUGGGAAAAUCCGGAUCUCAAAACGGGAUUAGCAGGUACGGAAACAUCCACGUUGGAAUCUAGAAUAGAACACGAUCAUCAACUUGAUCAAAAAUCGAUAAUAUAUCAAUCCGAAUCUACACCGACAACAAAACGCAUUUUCGAAAAUGAUUAUUUCAAUUGGAGUCACGAACAUUCGCAUCAUUCGAUGGAUACCAUCUUUGAAGAGCCUGCUGUUGAGCCAAAAUCUACAGCUGAACCAGAACCUAUAGCUGAACCAGAGUCUGCAGCUGAACCAGAGCCUGCAGCUGAACCAGAGCCUACAGCUGAAUCAGAGCCUGCAGCUGAACCAGAGCCUACAGCUGAAUCAAAGCCUGCAGCUGAACCAGAGCCUUCAGCUGAAGCAGAGCCGACAGCUCAACCAGAGCCUUCAGCUGAACCAGAGCCUUCAGCUGAACCAGAGCCUUCAGCUGAAGCAGAGCCGACAGCUCAACCAGAACCUACAGCUGAACCAAAGCCUACAGUUGAACUCACUGCCGAGCCAGAGCCUGCUACUGAAGCAGAACCUACUGUUAAAUUAAUUGUUCCGCCAGAAUUUAAGCCUACAGAGCCUGUAUCAGAAUCGAUAUCAGAAUUUUCUACAAAACCAGAAAUUGUUCCUAAAAUCGAAUCUGUUACAGAAUCUAUCACUGAAAAAGAAACUACUACGGAACCAGUAUCUAUCAUAGAAUCAACAGCAACUACUAUCGAUGAAGCAGAUGAUGUAACAUCGAAAACAGAAUUACAUUAUCUAAUGUCGACAGAAUCACAUUUGGAAUCAAAUACCGAAAUAUCUAAUCAAUCGGGAUCUAUUAUUAAAUCAGUUUUAGAUGAUGCGAAUACAACUGACAUAUCUAAAUCUUUUACAGAUUUAUUACGUGAAAAUAAUAAUUCCAAAAUUGAUGAAUCUUCGAUUACAACUAUAAAGACUAGUGAAAAUCCGAUAGAUGAUGAUAUAUAUAAAGUAAUACCUUUAACAUUAACAAAACUUAACAACAAUAAAUCUAUAGAUACAAACGAUAAUGUGGAAAUUAAAACGGAAUUAACGACAAUGCAGUCUUAUACCAACAAAGACGAUAAAAUUAAUGAAAGUACGACCAUUGAAGCAAGUUUUACUACUUUAAGUUAUGAAGAUUUAAAACAGGAUAGUGAUAUUAUAUCAAACCAGUCUCGAAAUGAAAAUUCAAAUACAGAACAAUUUACGCAAAAUCCUGGUCUUCAGGAAGAAAAAGAAAAUGAGUCUACUACAGAAAUAAAUCUUAAUGUAAAUUUGAGCGAUGGCUCUACUAUUAUUAAAGAAUUCGAUUCAACUACUAUGUCAAUUAUAUCAAUAGAGAACAGAACAGAAUCAAUAAUGAGGACCACGCUCAAUGAUAAAUAUUUUCAUACAAUAGAAAUAAAUGAUGUAGGUAAUAGAAAUCAAGAAAUGUAUAAUAAUUCUAAGGUACACGAGACGACGAUGAUACCAGAAACUACCUCUACUGACAUGUCCACUCAAUCGAUAUCUAAUUAUUCAAAAGGACACGUACCCGAAAUUACAUUACAAUCUAAUACGCAGGAUUCGAAUGAGAAAAAUGUCAUUGAACAUAUGCCGACAACAAUCUUUCCUAAAGUACCGAAAAAUUUUGUCCACAAUGUCGAGCCACUGAAAGAACCCAUCGCGAAGCCACCAAAGGACGAGUACAUCAUGCUGAUAUCGAAAUCCGAGCAACCUGUAGAAAUACACGCGAUAAUUCCACAACUCACCCCGGAACAAAGUGUACAAUUCACACCGAACGAAUCUUUGAAAACGGAAAACUCGACAGAAAUAAAUAAUGGAGUCGUGAUUAACGAAGAAUUGAACGCGAAAAAACCUGAAGAAGAUAUAUUUUCCAUCGACUCAUCUACAGUACGUAACGAUAAAAAUAUCGUUUAUACAAAUAAUAAUGAAUACAUUCAUUCUGAUGAGGUUCAACAUUCAACGAAUCACCCUCUUCAUCCGGAGAUACUACCAGAAAACUCUGUAAAUUUCGCAGGAAAAUCUGACGUAAAUGAUGAUCGACACGUUGAAGAUAUGUCACCCUUUUUACCGGAUAUCCAUAAGGAGAAAGAAAAUGCAAGAAAAGCACCGCGAUUGGAUAAAGAUGAACAGGACGUUCCUAAUCCUUUCGAAACUCAUAUCGAUGACGUUAUAACACAUCGGCCAUUAAUACAUAUUAAUGCGGAUGACAUAAAGCGUAAAUUGAAUGAAACUGAAACUAAAGAUUUAUUAAAUGAUGUUAAUUUGCAUUCGGUGAACAAUGAAGAAAAAUUAGAUAUUACAGAAGAAACUGUAAAAACCAUUAAUACAACAGAUGACGUUAAAAAUAUUAUUAAGAAUGAUUUAAAUAUGAGCGAGAUUAUAAAUAAUACAAAUAUACUACAUCAAGAUAAUAAUUUUUCAAAAUCAGAUAAAAAUGAACAGGACAUUUCUAGUCCUGAUAUCGAUGAUGUAACAAAAAAUGCUACAAAUCAGAAACAAAGCAAUUUUUCCAUUAUGGAAGAGAAUGACAAUAAAACAUUGAAAGUGAUACCAUUGAGGAUAGAAGAUAAAGUAGUAGAUUCAAUUCUUCAAACUGCAAUGCAAUCCGCAGAUAACAAAACGUCAGAAUCUGCUAAAGUUAAUACCAUUACCGAGAAGAAAGUAAAAGAUCUUUCCUUGAUAGAAAGUGGUACUACCAGCUUAGAAAAACCGGAAGAGAAUGCUGUAGAAGACCAAUACAACGACAUUACGGAUGAAAGUUUGUCAAAGGGAUAUCGACACGAUAAUAUCGAUAAGGACAUUCCAAUUAAAGUUAUGGAGGAAUCCAAGGAAGCGAUUUUGAAUAACGUUGAUGAUUCUAUAAAAACUUCUUACAAUCGCGUCCCUUUAUUAAUUACACCUGGCAACGUAAAAGAAAGAAAUGAGACGAUAACACAAAGUUUAUUAAAUACAACAAUUAAAGGCGCCUCGGAAAGACAGAUCGAAGAUGCCAGAUUGACCACUCAAGAACCUGUGUUACCUAUAGAAAUCCAACAGGAAAUGUCGACAACAAUAGCGACCGAUAAAACUGAGAUUACUACUGUGCUCGAUAAUGAUAAACGAGAGGAAAAUAAUACGGAACAACCGAACACUGAUCGACCUGAUGAAAAAGAAGUUGAUAAAAUAACGCAAAUUACGACCACUCAAUCCACGCUGGAGACAAAGACCACAGCUCAAAUCCCGAUCUUGCCCGAGGAACUACAAACGACAGAGAAUGACAUAUUAACGACAACAUCGAUAAGCGAAGAGAAGGAAAUGAAUCAAGAAGUUAUUGAUAAAACGAAGUCGCAAAUUUCCACAGAGAAUGUCAAGGAUGAAACGAAAAAAAAUAUAACUGAUGAGAAAGAGAAUGUUACCAGUGUCGAAACGGACAUAGACAUAAACAAUACAUCGUCGGAAAAAAGCAUGACAGCGACUACGAUGUACGAGAAUAAUAUAACUGUAGGAUCCGACCGGGAAAUUGAUGAUGAAAAUAUUAAUGAUCCGAACAGAACGAUGGAGAAUUCGACGGAAAACGUGAAGAUUGAGACUACUCUUAUAUUUACGACUGAAAAGAGUGUUAUAAGUAGCACAGACAGAACUUCAUCCGAUGUCACCACCACGGAAGACGUCAGGCCGGUUACGGAAAUGUUAGAUGACACGCAGCCUGAAACAGAGUUUAAUUACAGAAUGUUAUUCAUCACGACCCCGAAAUCGAUAUCUAUCGAUCCAGAACUCUCUGAAGAGUCACUUAAAGUGAUACCGUUGGAAAAGAGUCAAGAAAGCAAGAAAAAAGUAAUCGACAAAAAGGGAUUCGACAAGUACAAGUAUAAAAAAGAAAAAGAUCUGAGCUUGGAGGAACAAAGUGAGAAUAAUGCUUUGACGGAAAAAUCGAGUUCGACGAUUCUUUCUCAAACGGAUUCGUCGAAAAUAAUUACCAAAAAUUACGGUCAAUCGAAUGAUAGUAUAGCGAGCUCCGACUUGGAUCCAAGCGUACUCCGAUUUGGCGUAUUUGAGAAAGAAGAUAACGAGAGCAAGAAGGUUUCGCCGAUAUUAUUGAAGGAUUCGGGAAACGUUGACGAAGGUAGCGACAUCGAAGAUAAGGGAGUAAUCACGAAACCUAAGAAUUAUCCCAGCUUCAUACCAGUGUCGGAAGAGAUAAUAGAGUCGAUACCGGUCACAGAGCCAUACAUAGUAAUGCGAAAUUAUACUCGUCCUACGAUCGUGCCGAGCAGUUUCGAAACAGAAGAGAGCACAGCGAUGAACGAGACGGCAAUCGAAGGUCGUACAAACGACCCAGAAACGGAUCUCUCUCGCACCCACUUGAGACCUGAUGAAACGACUGGAGAACCUGUCACUUUUUUCUCGGAUCAAUUAUUCGGCGACGCCGAGGAAAUAGAUCGCGUUACGAAAGAGCCGUCCACGAUCCGGUUGAUCGUUGGUCCAACCACGCCAUUCGACAUGGAUGUUGAGAACACGACUAUCAUAGCUAGCACCAGCUUCUCGGGAUCCAUGCCUACUACGAUUCUUUCGAAAUGCAUCACGAGCCAAUUUCAAUGCGCCAAUGGCACGUCUAGAAAUGGUGCAUACUGUAUUCCAUUAUCCGCCAAAUGCGACUCCAAGAAUGACUGUUCCGAUGGCUCGGACGAAUUAAAUUGCGAAGAUUGCUCGGGUAACUUCCGCUGCGGCAGCGGAGAAUGCCUGAAGAAACACUUUGUAUGCAACAACAUCGUGGACUGCGACGAUGGUAGCGAUGAGCGCGAUUGUGAAAAUUCGAAAUGCCAAUCUGAUGAAUUCAGGUGUUCAAACGGGAAAUGCAUUCCGGCAUCAUGGGUAUGUGACGGUCGAUCCCACUGCGAAGAUCAUCGCGAUGAAUACAAUUGCACCGAAAACUGCCAAGAUAAUCAAUAUUUAUGUCCAACGGAGAAAUUGUGCAUUCCACAAACGUGGCGUUGCAACGGAAUUGACGACUGUAAAGGCGGGGAAGACGAGAAGCUGUGCGAUUGCGAUCCAGAUCAAUUCAAAUGUCAAACUGGUGGAUGCGUUUCCUCGAGCGAAAUAUGCGACGGAGUUAAAAAUUGUCCAGAUUAUUCGGACGAAUGGGGUUGUCUAAUUAAUAUCACUACGGAAACGAAUAUUAAUAUCGAAAAUAUGGCGAAUGAAACGAGCGAUGGCGUGUCAUUAUUGAAGAUAAGACAAUAUGACAACGAUUAUCGACUAGUCUGCUCGGAUGGAUGGAGCGAAAAAUUUAGCGAUUCCUAUUGUCAGACUUUGGGAUUCGCCGCAGCCGAGACGACUAAGAUCGUUCCACUGUCUGCAGAAAAAGAUCGGAGCGAGACAAUUCUAAGACUGAAAUCGAAUCCAAAUCACCGUCUACCACUAGUCACGAAUCUAGAGCAAGUAGAAUUUUGUGUGUCGGGUAAAGUGCUGCAAGUAUCGUGCCAAGAGUUUUCGUGCGGUUUACAUCAUGCUGAAGAACCGACCGCGAGAUUAGCUGGUGGAACGCCAACCAGCGAUGGACAAUGGUCCAGCGUAGCUUUAUUAAAGGAGUUGAAACAUGGAACCACUUGUACAGCCAGCAUACUCGGUCCCAUGCAUGCCCUGGCCAGUUAUUCUUGUAUUUACAGGCACAAGGAUAGCAAUGAAUGGCAAUUUUUCGCUGGCGGAGAUAUGAAGGGGCAAUCCGUUAAAAAUAUCGUGCCCUAUCCUCAAGUAAAAUAUAAUCAGUUCCUGUAUGAUAAUGAUAUUGCCCUGAUCGAAUUAGAGGAACCGUUAACGUUUUCCAGAAACAUUAGCGCCGUAUGUCUUCCCAGACAAUCUAUUCAGCCGGGACAGAUUUGCGUAACAGCAGGAUGGGGAUUUUCUAUGAACGGGGAAGUAAAUUUACAACAAUAUCUCAAAUUCUUGCCAACAUAUGACUCUGAUAAAUGUAAUGCCACGAUUCAUUAUCCAGGAUUUAUCACGAAACACAAUAUAUGCACAGGACUGACUGAUAAGGAUAAAGGCCCUUGCGACAAUGAUGAAGGAGCGCCACUAAUGUGUGCCAGUGAAUCACAGGGUAUAUCGGAAAGAUGGGAGAUACAGGGCUUAUUAAGUUAUCAUAGCAAAUGUUCGAGGGAUCAUCCAGCCAUUUACUCGAGCUUAGAGCCAGCGCUCUCGUGGUUACGCGAAUCAGUGCCAGCUUUGCAAACGCAGAGUUAAAUGAUUAUUAUGUCAAUUUCUCAAGACAUAUGAGAAACUGAUAUUCAACGAUAAUUGUACACUAAAUGAGAACUGCAAUUUUAAUAAGCAAGAAAUAGUUGUCAUUACAAAAAAAAAAGAAGGGAAUGUAUUAUAGAACAAAAAUUUGGGCUAGACUUACUUUAUGCUCAAAAGUUAUACAUAUUUAAUUUUUACAUACAUAUUAAUUAAAUUCGUAUUCUUUUUUCUUUCAAUUUUCAUGUUCCUAUUUUUUUAAUAGUUUUCAAAUUUCUUUCCCAUAUAAAUUUAUCCUAUAUAAAUAGUGUAUUAUUUUACGGAAAAUAAGCACUUAAAUUCUGUAGGACACAAAUGAUAACAAAACAUAAUUAAAGAAAAUGUAGGAUAACAAAAUUAUAAACUGAUUUAUAAUUAAGAAAAUAUUAUGUAAAUAUUGUAUAAAGUAACUGUUUAUUAUGGAUAAUGUGGUAUAAGAGUUUAUUAAUGAAAUGGGUCUCUUAAAAUUCACACUUUUAUGAGUAAAAUUCCUAUCUAUUACUAUAUGUACAUGAAAUUAACUAUUACCUAAUCAAGCUAAAAAUUUAAAAAUUUUUGUGAUAUUUUCAAAAUGUGCUUUUUUAUAUCGUUUUAAAAUAAUUAUAAAUAGUAUUUAACACAAGAGACACCAAUACUUAUAUGAUACAUAUUCGAUUAUAUACGAAUCAAUAGUUUGUCUCAGAGAUCCUAAAUAAGGAUUCCUGAAAUGAACAGAAUUAAAAAAUGGAUAGAAUUAAGCAGUAAAUAGGAUAACUGUAUAUAAUAUAUAAC